Messenger RNA from Suillus subalutaceus, 1281 nucleotides. RefSeq lists its product as uncharacterized. The transcript has 13 exons. The record is from RefSeq and is a predicted model, not a curated record. Bases 1 to 1281 code for a protein of 426 amino acids. NCBI's taxonomy places the organism in Eukaryota, Fungi, Basidiomycota, Agaricomycetes, Boletales, Suillaceae.
AUGCAAAUCAUUCAAGACAAGGAUGAGCCAUUUGAGGUUAAGAAAGGUCCUUUGGACUGUUCCGAGGAGCUUGCUGUGGUAGUAGGGUGGGAGCCGCUCACGCACCUGAAGGGGCUUCAUUCUUCUACCACCUAUCUAAAAGUUUUCACUGACGCUAAUGUUCGAAACCCUGAAACAGCUGUAAGGAUAGGCAAAGCUCUUGAGAAAGCAUACGAAGAAGCGCGCAACGCAAACAUCUUCUUGCACCCAUCCAUCGAGUUAGUGUUGGAGCUCAUGGAGAAGGGCAAUGAAGAAUGUGGCUACUAUUUUGUUGAUCACGAAAAACGUGUCAUUUUCUGGUUCCAAGACCACAAAUCCGAUUUGCUCAUGUGUAACAUUCGCGGUGUAGAGCGCAAAAGUCACAUCAGAUAUGCACUAGAAUCACAGUAUUGGUUCGUACGACUUUUAGAACUCUCUUGUACCUCCCACGAUUUACAUACCACGAAUCCGGACAGGAGACACGUCGAGCUAUUUCCAAACAAACGCUCCCUUCCGAAAGAUGUCGUCAUGAAACUCAAAGAAAUUGUCAUGCAUGCUCACGCAGAAAAUAUCACUUCUGAGACCUGCCUUGCCCCUUUUGCUGCGGAUGAGGUUGCAAACAGUGAUACCGAUGAUAGUGUUCACAAGGAGCGUGAACAUUCAGUGUGGAUCGUCGCUCGAUUGAUGAGACUUUUCUGUAACGCCAAGUUUGUGAAUUUUUGUGGGCAACCAGGUGCUCGACUGAACGUAGACCAAUCAUUAUACCGAGAAUCCAUCACCCGCCCGAAAAGGAUUUUUCUUCGUCUCAUGAAUGUAAUGCUGUUUGGAUCCCCUGAUGCACAGAGCAAGGCUCUUCACAGGAUAUGGGUCGACGAUACCAUCGUUCAGCCGCGGUGGAAGAAUUUUAUUGAUAGGCUCACUACUGAAUGGAAUGGGUAUACAAUAUUUUUUAAUGACAGCCGGCGAGGCUCCGCCGAAGCUGUGGCCUCUUUCAUGGUAGGAAUGUCGCAUUCUAUGCUUGGCCUUGAGAGCCUUGCCCUCAUGCUCAGUCUACCGUUUGCUCUUUUGAUUUGGGGAAUGACGUUCUUUGCUGCAGCAUUGUCCACCCUGAUCUUCCGCACGUCUGGCGUUGUCGCCAUCUCGAUUACAUCUCCGGUUUGGGCCUCUGUAUUCAUCCUUGUAACGUGGCCUGUACUGGCUGCCAAUGAUAUUCACAUCUCUCAUUUGGAGAUCCUGGAUCAUAGAACAUGUGUCUAUUACUGA